This is a messenger RNA of Thalassophryne amazonica, 518 nucleotides long. It is a transcript of the gene ndufa11, whose product is annotated as NADH:ubiquinone oxidoreductase subunit A11. The record is from RefSeq and is a predicted model, not a curated record. Lineage: Eukaryota; Metazoa; Chordata; Actinopteri; Batrachoidiformes; Batrachoididae. Gene Ontology annotation, biological process: mitochondrial respiratory chain complex I assembly. The transcript has 4 exons. Bases 58 to 465 code for a protein of 135 amino acids.
GCUACUCACUAGAAGAAGAAGAAGCAGUGUUUUGGUGUCCUUGUGGUUCGGAGUGAAAUGGGUUAUUGGGACGAACCAGACGGUACCGACUGCGUGGGGAAAACGUGGUUCACCACCAAAUUAGCCGCAGCUGUAGGUCUGGUUGGUUCAGCCUAUCACAUUGUGGGGUACCAACCCGAGUCUGCAGUAGAAGGGCUCCAGAAGGUUACCAAAGGCACCGUUGUAAUGGCCACUUUAGGAGCCAUCUUUGGGAUGACGACGUGUCUCGUUGCUGAAGCGCGUGAAGCCCCCGAUGAGCCACUCAACUACUUCAUUGGGGGCUGUGCGUCUGGGGUCUUUCUGGGAGCCCGAACCCACAGCAUUGUCACAGGCGCGUCCAUGUGUCUGUGUCUGGGAACUGUGGGCUUCUUCACAAAGGUGGCAAAGGUGGAGGGAUGGAAGAUAUUUGGACCUCCCGAAGUCUGAGAACCACAGAGAUUGAAGUCUGUUCUAACUAAAGAGUGUAUGUAUUCAUAUCA